Messenger RNA from Chlorocebus sabaeus (green monkey), 6752 nucleotides. The record is from RefSeq and is a predicted model, not a curated record. NCBI's taxonomy places the organism in Eukaryota, Metazoa, Chordata, Mammalia, Primates, Cercopithecidae.
UCAGUAGCUGGGGCCGGCUCCGCUCCGGGAGUAGGAAGCAGCUUUGCGGGCCCGGGCGGCCGAUGCGGGCACUUUGAAGAAUCACGUGUGUUGAGGCCCUCUUAAAGAGAUAGGCACCUACUUUUCCCUCCACCCUAAACACCGCCCUGAGGGCGGCGGCGACCGUGGUAAUUGCAACUGCUCAGGGGCAGGGCUUGCCCCAGCGCCGAGUAGUGGCAACGGCGUGGUUGCGUCGGGGGUGCCUGGGAGCUUGGAGUCCCGGGGGCCUGAAAUCGGCAGCUUCCCGGGCAGACACUCUCUCCCUCAGGAAGAGGUGCCGCCGAGUCAGCGCGGGGCAGUGUGAGCGCCCCGAGGUGCUUUCUCAGUUGAGGAGAGGUGGGGUUACAGGGCACAGGUGACAGGGCCGGAGAAAGAUGGAGCAGCCCGGGGCGGCGGCGUCGGGAGCGGGAGGCGGCAGCGAGGAACCCGGUGGGGGCCGGAGCAACAAGCGGAGCGCGGGGAACCGGGCCGCCAAUGAAGAGGAAACGAAAAACAAACCCAAAUUGAACAUUCAAAUAAAAACUUUGGCAGAUGAUGUGCGUGACCGAAUUACAAGUUUUAGAAAAUCUACUGUCAAAAAAGAAAAACCUCUUAUUCAACAUCCUAUUGAUUCUCAAGUCGCGAUGAGUGAGUUUCCCGCAGCUCAGCCAUUAUAUGAUGAACGAUCUUUGAAUUUGUCAGAAAAGGAAGUAUUGGAUCUCUUUGAAAAAAUGAUGGAGGACAUGAACCUUAAUGAAGAAAAAAAAGCUCCUUUACGAAACAAAGAUUUUACCACCAAACGUGAGAUGGUUGUCCAGUAUAUUUCUGCCACUGCCAAAUCUGGUGGGCUGAAAAACAGCAAACAUGAAUGCACCCUGUCUUCACAAGAAUAUGUUCAUGAAUUACGAUCGGGUAUAUCAGAUGAGAAACUUCUUAAUUGUCUAGAAUCCCUCAGGGUUUCUUUAACCAGCAAUCCAGUCAGCUGGGUUAACAACUUUGGCCAUGAAGGUCUUGGACUCUUAUUAGAUGAGCUGGAAAAGCUUCUGGACAAAAAACAGCAAGAAAAUAUUGACAAGAAGAAUCAGUAUAAACUUAUUCAAUGCCUCAAAGCAUUUAUGAAUAAUAAGUUUGGAUUACAAAGGAUUCUAGGAGAUGAAAGAAGUCUUUUACUAUUGGCAAGAGCAAUUGACCCCAAACAACCCAACAUGAUGACUGAAAUAGUAAAAAUACUUUCUGCUAUUUGCAUUGUUGGAGAAGAGAACAUUCUAGAUAAACUUUUAGGGGCUAUAACAACAGCAGCAGAAAGAAAUAACAGGGAACGAUUUUCACCAAUUGUGGAAGGUUUAGAAAAUCAGGAAGCCUUGCAAUUACAGGUGGCCUGCAUGCAGUUUAUAAAUGCCCUUGUCACUUCUCCUUAUGAGCUUGAUUUUCGAAUACAUUUAAGGAAUGAAUUCCUCCGUUCAGGACUAAAAACAAUGUUACCAGAUCUAAAAGAAAAAGAAAAUGAUGAGCUUGAUAUUCAGUUGAAAGUAUUUGAUGAAAACAAAGAAGAUGACCUAACUGAAUUAUCACACCGUCUCAAUGACAUUCGAGCAGAAAUGGAUGAUAUGAAUGAAGUCUACCAUCUUCUGUAUAAUAUGCUGAAGGACACUGCUGCUGAAAAUUACUUCUUAUCCAUUCUACAACAUUUUUUGCUCAUCAGAAAUGAUUAUUAUAUCAGGCCACAAUAUUAUAAAAUAAUUGAGGAAUGCGUUUCACAGAUAGUGCUACACUGCAGUGGUAUGGAUCCAGACUUCAAGUACAGGCAACGAUUAGACAUCGAUUUCACUCACCUGAUAGAUUCUUGUGUGAACAAGGCGAAAGUUGAAGAAAGUGAACAAAGAGCUGCAGAGUUUUCAAAGAAGUUCGAUGAAGAAUUCACAGCUCGACAGGAAGCUCAAGCAGAGCUUCAAAAAAGAGAUGAGAAAAUCAAAGAACUUGAAGCAGAAAUCCAGCAACUUCGAACCCAGGCACAAGUACUCUCAAGUUCAUCAGGAAUUCCAGGUCCUCCUCCAGCACCUCCAUUGCCAGGUGUAGGGCCGCCUCCACCACCACCAGCACCACCUCUACCUGGAGGAGCUCUUCCUCCUCCUCCACCACCGCCUUUACCUGGAAUGAUAGGGAUACCACCACCACCACCACCACCACUUUUAUUUGGGGGACCUCCUCCACCACCACCCCUUGGAGGAGUUCCUCCUCCCCCAGGAAUAUCACUUAAUCUACCUUAUGGAAUGAAGCAGAAAAAAAUUUAUAAACCUGAAGUGUCCAUGAAGAGAAUCAAUUGGUCAAAGAUUGAACCCACAGAAUUAUCUGAGAACUGUUUCUGGUUAAAAGUUAAAGAAGACAAGUUUGAGAAUCCAGAUCUCUUUGCCAAACUGGCAUUGAAUUUUGCUACUCAGAUGAAAGUUCAAAAGAAUGCAGAAGCAUUAGAAGAAAAGAAGACUGGGCCUACAAAGAAGAAAGUGAAAGAACUGAGAAUUUUGGAUCCCAAAACAGCUCAGAAUCUGUCCAUCUUUCUGGGAUCAUAUCGCAUGCCAUAUGAAGAGAUAAGAAACAUUAUUCUGGAGGUUAAUGAAGACCUGCUGAGUGAGGCUUUAAUUCAGAACCUUGUGAAACAUCUUCCUGAGCAGAAGACACUCAAUGAAUUAGCAGAGCUUAAGAAUGAAUAUGAUGACCUCUGUGAGCCUGAACAAUUUGGAGUUGUGAUGAGCUCCGUGAAAAUGUUACAGCCUCGUCUCAGUAGUAUCCUGUUCAAACUCACAUUUGAAGAACACGUAAACAACAUCAAACCAAGCAUCAUAGCAGUAACUCUUGCCUGUGAAGAACUGAAGAAAAGUGAAAGCUUUAACAGACUUUUAGAAUUAGUUCUUCUUGUUGGAAACUACAUGAACUCAGGCUCAAGAAAUGCCCAGUCUUUGGGUUUUAAGAUCAACUUCCUUUGUAAGAUCAGAGAUACUAAAUCAGUGGAUCAAAAAACAACCCUUAUGCAUUUUAUUGCCGACAUUUGUGAGGAAAAUUACCGAGAUAUCCUAAAAUUUCCUGAAGAACUGGAACAUGUAGAAAGUGCAAGCAAAGGUAAUUGUACUGUUGGGUCAUGUUCCUUAACAAAAAGCUACAGCUUUACGAAGAGUGCCAGAGAACAGUAUGAAAAACUCUCCACCAUGCACAACAACAUGAUGAAGCUCUAUGAGAAUCUCGGAGAAUAUUUCAUUUUUGACUCAAAGACAGUGAGCAUAGAAGAGUUCUUUGGUGAUCUCAACAACUUCCGAACUUUGUUUUUGGAAGCAGUGAGAGAAAACAAUAAGAGAAGAGAAAUGGAAGAGAAGACCAGGAGGGCAAAACUUGCGAAAGAGAAAGCUGAACAAGAAAAGUUAGAACGCCAGAAGAAAAAGAAACAACUCAUUGACAUAAACAAAGAGGGUGAUGAGACUGGUGUGAUGGAUAAUCUUCUGGAAGCCUUACAAUCAGGUGCAGCAUUCAGAGACCGACGAAAGCGGAUUCCAAGGAAUCCAGAUAACAGACGAGUACCUUUGGAAAGGUCACGCUCUCGCCACAAUGGAGCUAUCUCAUCUAAGUGAUUCCUGAUGCCAAAGAAUAUGAAAAUAUUUAAGUAAACAAAAUGAUGCAUUUUGAGAAGAACAAAGUAUGCACUCAGCGGCUGGAAAGGGAAUAAGUGCAUUUUUGCAAAGAUCAAGAUAAGCUGGAUGAAGUAGUGUGCAUUUGUAAUACUAUUGCAAGACUCCUCCCACAAUUAUUCUAAUCUGAAUACAGUUAUCAGGAUUACAAAAUGUGUUCCAUUUUAGUGUAAAGAUGUGUAUCAUUUGUAAUUGUGUGUGACCUGACUGUGAUGAUGAAAGUGUAAGAAAUUGAAGAGUUCUAAGGCUUUCAAAAACAUUCAGUCUGUCAAAAAUUUAAAAUCUUAAAUGUGUAAGUCACCCCCACCAAAAACAAAAGAGAAGAAAAAGAAUAGAAAGUAUUAUCCAGUGUCAGCUUCCAAUUCCUGUUACAUAUAUAAUAGAAAAGGGCCAAGAAAAAUAUACAUCUUGAUUUGGAGAGGGGCUAAUAUUAUGCACACUGUAAGAGAAGCCAUUUUGGAAAUUCAUGAAAGUACUGCUCCACCCCAGUUGAGUUAUUUAGAAUCUUAUCUCAAGUGAAAGCUGAUGGAUUCAUCUGCUUUGGCUGAAAUUAAACUUAUCAUUAGUCUAGCUAGCAUUUCAGCAUGAUAUUGCAAGCAUUUCUCAUUGCUAAAAAUAAACCAAAGUUUAACCGAAUCAGUUAGAGAAAGUGAUUUAAACUUUAUUUAAAGAGGUAUUUUCUAAUUAUGCACAGAUAUCUACUUUAUACAAAUACUUUAUAUGGCUAUUUUUGAGAAAACCCUCACAUUUUAAUGUUUAUGCUAGGGAUGAACCUGAAAAUUCUAUUACCUUUAUUUAGAUUUCAAAGACAAAUAUUGAUUCCUAUGCUCUGUGGUUUAUUUCUUUUUUCUAUUGCUUCUUUCUCCCUUGAGUCCCUUGAAGGCAGGGAAUAGAAUUCUAGAAAACCUGAGAGGAAAAAGAAUUCUUUUUGCAGGAGGCAGCAGAAAACUGUCUAAAAGGUCAAUUGUUUUAUCUCCCUUUCUACUCUCUUUCCAAUUUCACUUUGGUGGUCUGAAGAAGAAAAAGAAAUUUUAUGUAUGUAUGUGUAAAUAUGUGUGUAUAUUUAUAUCUCUUGCUACAAUAAUUCCAACUAAGUGAACUUCUCAAUUAUCAUCAUACUUACUUACCUUAUAUUAACAAAUUAAAAUGAUGCUGCCAAAACAAGUCUAGCAGGGAAAACAGGUUCUACAUUUUUCUUAAAUAGAUUAGGGAGUAAAAGUUAUACUUAACUUGUCUAUUAUUUUAAAAUAUACAUUGAAAUAAUGUGGUAUAACUUCUCUGGAGUGCAAUUUUAAGUCUAAUUCACGCAGAUGAUUGUGAUUAUUGUAAGAAAUUUCUUACAUGUAUAUUUCUUAUAGAAAAUACUGUUUCUACUCAUUCAAAGCACAUUGUAGAUAUUCAGAGAGAAGAACAAAUGGCUGGCUUGGCAAAUCCCCAUCUGAGAUAAAGUAAACAAGUGACCAGCAGCUUACAGAUUCCUUUAUAUAGAUGUAUAAUGAUUCAAACUGCUGCCUUUGCCUCCAGUGCAUCCUUACUUAGGUAUUAUACUUUUAAAAGCUCUGAAGCUGCUACAAUAGAGAAAGCAAAAAGGGUGACAGUAUCUGAGAUUUUAUAGUUCUAUCCGAUCUGAAAACACACAUACACAAACACACACAUGUGCACAUACACAUUUAAGGGACAUAUCAGUUACACUGUUUUUUAACAACAACAAAAGUUUAGGUUCUAAUUUAUGUAAAUACGUAAUAUGUGUAUUUUUGACUUUACAAUGUCUUUUCUGAAAUCUUCGUGGUAUGGCUUUUUUAAUUCUUUUGACAGCUUAUCAGUCUGUAGGAGAGUGAUUUUGAAAAUGUUAACCCUGACUAAAAUUUGGGAGCAUAUGCCUAGCUAUAUUAUCAAGCUGGUCAAGGUAGAAAUACUGAUAUGUAUCACCUUUUCCAGACGCAAACUUGCCUUAUUUUCUAGUUUGUGAACAAGAACGAAUGAAGUACUAUUAUUGAUAACUUAUAUAUUUUUAUUUAGAGCAAAUCCCACUUGCUUUUCACAAACAUUAAAAAACUUUUCAGGGUCUUUCAUGAAGUUCCAAUAAUUGAGUUAAAAGGUUUGUUUCCCAGAUUUAUAAUGGUCCUGCUCUAGCCAUUUGCAGUUUUGUUUUAGAUUGAAAAGUAUCACUAAAAUAAGUAUAUAGUGACAUUUUUAGUAUGAAACCAAAUUACACUAAGGUCUUUUGUUGGCCAUAUUACUGCCACAUGUGAGAAGCACCAUUUAUGCAGAUUUUCUUCAGAAUAUUUUUUUAAAGGUACAGAAUUCUUAAAAUAUUAACUAAUUGCAUCCAUCUCCUUUGGCUGCUGUAACCAAUUACCAAUAUGAUGGCUUAACACAACAGAAACUUAUUUGCUUACAUUUCUUGAGGGCAGCAAAGCCAUGCUCCCUCCAGAGGCCCUAGAGGAGAAUCUUUCCUUGCCACAUCCACCUUCUGGUGGCUAUUGGCAUUUUUUGGCUUAUGGCCACAUUUCUCUUUCUGCUGUGUCUUCACAUCACCUUCCUCUGUGUACCUAAUCUCCCUCUGCCUCUGUUUUAUAAGGAUCCUUAUUAUGACUUUUAGAGACUACCCAGAUGACUCCAGGAUAAUCUCCUCACCUCAUGAUUCUUAACUUAAUUACAUCUGCAAGGCCCCGUUUUCCAAAUAAGAUAACAUUCACGGGUUUGGGGGAUUAGGAUGUGGCUAUAUCUUUUAGGAAGCCACUCUUAGCCCACCCAAGUCUGCCCUCUGGCCCAAAAUUUAUGUCUGUCUCAUGUGUAAAAGACAUUCAUCCCAUCCUAACAUUCCCAAAAGUCUCAACCCAUUUUGCACUCAAUCCUAAGUCCAAAAUCUCAUUCAAAUAUCAUUGGUUCAAAAGUUCCAAAGCUUAUCAUUUAGAUCAUCUAAAUCAGGUAUGAGUGAAACUCUGGUAUGGUCUUUCCUGAGGCAAAAUUCCUCUUCCUCUGAGAACCAGUGAAACAGAAAAGUUACCUGCUUUCAAAUUACAAUGGUGGGAACAGGCAUAGGAUAACGGUUACAGA